CACACACACACACAACAUCUCUUAAAUGUGGCUGAACAUCAGAGCUCUCAUCCUGGAUUGUUUGAUCAGCUGUUGAUUAUUCAGUAUCCUCCGCCGUCUCAUGUUUGUUAUAUGUUCCUCUUCCUCUAUUCGAUUACCUUUGCGAUGGAUUUAUGCAUAACAGGUGUUGUUUGAGCCCCGUGAGCACACCGAGAGCAUGAUGCUUCAAUAUCUGUGUUUCCUCCCGAUUUGAUGAACAGUGAAACAAAGAGACCGGGGGCAGUUUUUCUUGUUUUUAUCGUGAGAAGAAGAACAGAGCCUGAAAGGAAGAGGGGGGAAAAAAAUGAGGAAAUAAAAGGAAGGCAGAGAUUUCCACCGUGUCGCCCGACACGCCACCCCGACAUCCACGCCGUGGCGAGGCUGUGGACAAAGAAGAGGGAUGACUCUGCCGUGUAGUAAAGAACCCCGCGGCCUCUCUUUGUAAAGACGAGAGAGCCACAGCAGACAGAAACAAGUAGGAGGAUCCUUGCUGUUCACAAGGGCCCCAGAAUCAGGCUGCUUCUUCUGAUAGAAUGGCUAACCAGACCUUUGCCAUCGAUGGCCCGGGCAGUUUGCUGGCGGUGCUGGCCUCCCAGAGUGGAAUGGCGCGAGGCGGCAGCAGCAGCAGCGAUGGCAGCAGCAGCAGUGGCGGGAUCUCCGCCACCGACGUGUCCGCCUACUUUAAGCUGGUCUUCUUGGGCCUGAUCAUCUGCAUCAGCCUCGUGGGCAACCUCCUGGUCUCCAUGCUGGUGCUGCGAGACAGGACACUUCACAAGGCCCCCUAUUUCUUUCUCCUGGACCUGUGCCUGGCCGAUGCGGUGCGCUCCGCCGCCUGUUUCCCCUUCGUGCUGGUCUCCGUCCACAACAGCUCGGCCUGGACUUACAGUGCCUUGAGUUGCAAGGUGGUGGCUUUCAUGGCCGUGCUGUUUUGCUUUCACGCUGCCUUCAUGCUGUUCUGCGUGGCCGUCACCCGCUACCUUGCCAUUGCCCACCACCGUUUCUACGCCAAACGCAUGACCAUCUGGACCUGUGCCGCAAUCAUUUGCAUGGUGUGGACUCUGGCCGUCGCGAUGGCGUUCCCGCCCGUCUUUGAUGUGGGGACUUAUAAGUUCAUCCGUGAUGAAGACCAGUGCAUUUUCGAACACCGCUACCUGAAGACCAACGACACCCUGGGGUUUAUGCUCAUGCUGGCCGUGGUGGUCCUGGCCACCCACGGCUUCUACGCCAAGCUGCUGUUGUUUGAGUACAGGCACCGCAAGAUGAAACCGGUCCAGCUGGUGCCAGCCAUCAGCCAGAACUGGACCUUCCACGGUCCUGGGGCCACGGGUCAAGCUGCAGCCAACUGGAUUGCGGGGUUCGGUCGUGGCCCCAUGCCACCCACCCUGUUGGGAAUCAGGCAGAAUUUACACAAUCAGCACCGGCGGCUGCUGGGGAUGGAGGAGGUGAGGUCAGAGAGGAGGCUGGGCAGGAUGUUCUACACCAUCACCCUGCUCUUCCUGGUCCUCUGGGCGCCCUACAUCGUUGCCUGCUUCUGGAGGGUCUUUGUCAAGUCCUGCACCAUCCCUCAUAGGUACCUCUCCAUCACGGUGUGGAUGAGCUUCGCCCAGGCCGGAGUCAACCCCAUCUUCUGCCUCCUGCUUAACGAGGACCUGAGGAAAGUGCUCAGAGCUCACCUGCCCACUUACUGGAGGACUAAACAACACCUCCCGCAGGACGAGGCCUACUGCAUCAUGUGAGACCAAGAAAUGAGGUUGAUGAGGAGAAUGUUUCAGUUUCGAAGGGGGAAAUUUACAGAAGGCAUGUAAUGCACUGGGUCAAAAUGUCAGUGUCUCUUUUGUCCUUUUGCACAGCAAAAUCACCUUUUUGCUAACAAAUGCAGGCACAGUGCCAAUGUAUGAAGAAUGUGGAUUUCUGAACAGACGCGCGACUUGCAGAGGUUCAGGCAGGCCUAUAGGAAAGCCCUGGUGACACUUGGACGGCUUGCGUUUCUGAUGUUGUAAAGUACGAUCCAUAGAUUGGAAGCAAUCACCGAUCAAGUUAAGUGCGACAGAUGCCAUUUUAAAAAUAACGUUGCCUUAUUUUUCGAUGUGGACACGCCCCUGAGCUUUCAACCGAGCACUAGUUUGUGUCAAAUAAGGCGCUAAACAGAUGCAAACCGCUGAAGAAAUGUGCCGUGGACUGUGAAUAGAGGGUGCUGAUCUGAGUGUUACAAACUCUGAAACACAUCAAAGAACUCGAAGGGUCUGAAUGGAACGAUAGAACACCUCGGACUCUUUUUCAUGUAAUUCAAAGGAGACUGCAGAAUAUUAGGCGGACCCAAUAACCUUUGAAACAUUUAAAUAGCUGUUGUGAACCCAGAAGCCCCUAACAUGCUUGAUUUCUUUGGACUUGAUUUAGGGCGUGUCAGGUCUUUGUAUCAUAAAAAAAUAAAUGCCUGUUUUGCUUUAUUUGUAAACAAUACAUGUUAAGCAGAUGACACUAUUUUGAAAUAUGACUUGAUUUCAUAUUGUAUAGACUGUACAGGAAUGUUCAUUCCUGCUUGUGUGUUUUUAUAUAGCAUUUGUGUGUAUGUGUGCGCGGCAGGAGAAGUAGAAAUACGGGAGGGGAGGAAGGCAGAAAGAGAUUGACAGAAGUAAUGAUGAUAGGACGGGGAUCCGGUAAUACUAAGUCAAUAUAAAAGCAGCCUCAUUUUGUGGUCUCAAAAUCAUGCAAAAUUGAGCAAUCAUCAUAUGGAAAUUGAGCCUUUAAAUGGAUUUCUGCAGCUGGAAAUGUGGUGCGAUUUAUUUCUUUUUUUCUUUAAUGUGUAUGCGCAACUAAAUGUGAAAUACGGAUGGAUAAAGAAAUGAUAAUGUAUCAGUUGUAUAUUGCAAACAGGCCGUAGGAUUUAAUAACUUGAACGAUGAUGUGUGUCUUUUACAUCGUCUGAACAAAGUCAUGGGCAAAUGUACAUUUGCGAAUGGCGGUUUUAGGAAUGUACUUAAGUGCUGAACUGUCACUGUAUGAUCUCUCCAGCAUUCAGCAAAAAGAGGAAAAGAAGUGACCCUUAAUGUCAAAUGAAACAUAAAUGUCAUAAUUGAGUGUCUGAAUCACAGUAGGCUUUAAAACAAAUUAACUUCAGGCUAGUAGUUGAAAAACUGGCUUAGACUACACUGAAUUGUCUCUCCUAAGAUUCAUGUAAUGCAAAUGUCUGACAUAUGGCGCAUUAAGCAUAUAUAUAUAUAUAUGCAAAUGCAGUCAAUUUGUGGACACUUGCACUGCAUCAUACUGUACUAGCAUGCAUUCCACUGCAUUUCAUAGAUUCAAGACUGGGUAUUACAAUUUGUACAGAUGUUGAUAUGGAAAGAUGAAGCGAACAGUGAACAGAGGUUCAUCAUUUUUACGUCUGGCAUUCCUUCACAAGAUGAUAUUCUGUAACUGUACAGUUUACCUGAGGUGGUUCUUUUGCCCACUCAUCAAUAAAGACUCUACUUUUGA
Menidia menidia (Atlantic silverside) is the source of this 3492-nucleotide messenger RNA. The record is from the annotation of a GenBank genome assembly. Lineage: Eukaryota; Metazoa; Chordata; Actinopteri; Atheriniformes; Atherinopsidae.